This is a messenger RNA of Danio rerio (zebrafish), 7248 nucleotides long. NCBI's taxonomy places the organism in Eukaryota, Metazoa, Chordata, Actinopteri, Cypriniformes, Danionidae. The record is from RefSeq and is a predicted model, not a curated record.
GGGCUGCUCUCCUGAAAGGCGCUACAUCAUCAGCAUCCGUCCGGCGAGGGCUGCUCGAGGCAGGCAGCCCUGCAGUGGCACCUCCCUCACACACACACACACCGCACUGGAUGGACAAAUGGAGGAGAUAGUGUUAUGAUAAACCAAAAGUCCCCAUCCUCAGGAUCCUAUUACAUUUCACCAUGAACGUUGUCAUAUCACCAAAUGCCAGUGAGGCUUCGUCCCCUAUGAUAACUGCAGUGACCCCAACCCUGGAACCGGGCCCUGAUAAACAUGAUGAUCCAGACGUGUGUGAACCCAGCGUUAGCGCUGAUGGGUCGACCCAGAAACAAGAUCCCUACCGCAGGUUCCAGAAACCUCCGCCUCUCCACACUGGGGCCGACUGGAAGGUGGUUCUCCAUCUGCCGGAGAUCGAGACCUGGCUGAGGACCACCACGGAGAGGGUCCGAGAUCUCACACACUCUGUGCAGCAGGACAGCAGCAAUAGACAUGUGGAUGUGCAUCUGGUGCAACUCAAGGACAUCUGUGAAGACAUAUCUGAUCAUGUCGAGCAGAUCCACGCACUGUUGGAGACCGAGUUCUCCCUGAAGCUCCUGUCCUAUUCUGUGAACAUCAUAGUGGACAUCCGGAGUGUGCAGCUCCUGUGGCACCAGCUGCGAGUGUCGGUGUUGGUUCUGAAAGAGCGGCUUCUCCAGGGCCUGCAGGACUCCAACGGGAACUACACCCGGCAGACUGACAUCCUACAAGCCUUCAGCCAGGAUCACGACCAGGCUCGACUGGACGCUUUGACCGAAGUUGAUGACUCUGGCCAACUGACCAUUAAAUGCAGUAGGGAUUACUUCUCCCUUGACUGUGGCAUCACAGCUUAUGAACUGAGCGACUACAGUCCUAUUGAGGACCCAGAAGGUCGAGGACCACACUCGCUUUAUCCUGAGCUGGAGCAAGACUUUCCAGAGCUGCUUCAGAGUGUGGAUCUCCUCAACAUUGCAGCCUCCAGACAGAACCAGUUGUCAGCGUCAUCUACAGAGGAGUCUGUUACCUCCACCCAAAAACCUCAAGAGACAAUCAGUAGCCCCACAGAAAAAGAAGAAGAAGGUACAACAGAUUCAGCAAUGCAGGACGAUUCCAACUUUGGCCUUUCCAAGAGGCCUCUCCAUGGUGGCUUUAGGAGUGAACUAUCUCCAACACAGCCUUUGCCUAAAAAACCCAUGUACCUGGAGGGUGAUGGAGAUACCAGGUUUAGUAGACCUUCACCUCUUCAGUACCAGGCUGACUUGAGCAGAAGCACACCUUCUCUUUUGGAUACUCUAGAUCGAACAAAAUUUUGGCUGGAGCUAGAAUCUGUUUAUCCAGGCAGCGGGAGCCAAUCCUACGAGAGUCUCUAUGGCAUGAAUGCAAGGAACUUGCAAAUAGGACUCAAAAGGUCUGGUCAGGUUCCUCUUGAAAGACGAUUAUCGGAAGCUGAGCAUGAAUUUAGCAAGCAGAAACACUUGUCAAACCCUAAGACUAUGCACUCCAAAGCAAAGCAGGCUUACAGUGACUCUUCCAGCCCACCGCCAUCUUCAGGAGAGGACAUUUCAGACCACGAGCCACGUGCAAUGUCCUCCAGUCCUGAUGAUCAAGCUCCGGCAACAAAUUCUCUGUGGAUCAUGAACCAGAACGCUCUGUGCAUCUCUAAUGCAUCGAGCAACCUCAAAGAGCACUGGUACGGCUCAGAUGAGUUCCUCGCUCUUCCUGCCCAGCUGAAAAAGACAGAGAUUCUGGCAAUGAAGCUGGAAAGCCUCACUCAGGCUUUACCCCAAAGAGGCCUACAAGAGUCCAUUCAGGACGUGGAUGACUGGGAGCUCACUGAGGUCAACCCUGAUUGGGAGAGCAGCACUGAUCUCCAUUUGCUGCACCCCUAUAAGAAGUCAUCCCGAACCGGGCGCUUUUCUCCUACUUCCUCAAGCGAUGUGGCUCCUUCUUUGGAUGACAGUAUCGAAUCUGGACCCCUCAGCGAACUAAUGUCUGAGGACGAGGGGGCAAGGAGUACACCAGAGUCCAGGGCAAGAAAUGUAUCGAGUGAGCUGCCCAAUGUACCAAAGAUGAUGAUUCAAUGCACACCAUUGAUAAAGCAACUGCUAGCAGAUAUUCAACACCAAGACAACUAUGAUAAUGUCUGGACAAAGAUAGAGGGUUUUGUCAGUAAACUGGACGAGUUCAUCUGCUGGCUGAGAGACGCUCUAGAAACCACAGAAAACUGGACGCCGCCCAGAGCCGAUAUCGACAACCUCAGACUCUACCUGGAAACUCACCUUAGUUUCAAACUGAACGUGGACAGUCACAGCUCUCUGAAAGACAGUCUCCUGGAGGAGGGACGGCAGCUCCUGGAACUCAUCACCUCCCACAAAUCAGGGCUCCGGGACAUGCUCCAUAUGAUCUCCCAGCAGUGGCAGGAGCUGCAGAGACAGAUCCGCCGUCAGCACAACUGGAUGCUGCGCACACUGGACGCCAUCAAAACCCACAUCUUGUCCAGCGAGAGGUCCGAGGACGAGGCUCACAGUCAUCACCACAGCCCCAAGCAGGUGGAGGUCCAGCAGAGCCAUCGAGAGGCCCAGAAGGACAUUCUGGAUCAGAUGAGAGGGAAACUUCAGAGUCAACAGUUGUGGUCCGGCAGCAGAGGUGUCGACUUCAGUCUGAUGUCCAGGACUAGCAGCCUAUCAGAGUUUGAGGCCGAGUACCAGGAGCUCUGGGAUUGGCUGAUGGACAUGGAAUCCAUCGUGACGGACAGCCACGAUCUGAUGAUGUCAGAGGAGCAGCAGCAUCACCUCUAUAAGGGCAACAGUGUAGAGAUGUCCAUGUGGCUUCCCAAAAAGACUCAUCUUCUGGGCUGGUCUGAAAGUCUGAAGAGAAGCGGCUCCGAACUCCCUGCUGACUUUGACCAGCGGCUCUCGGCCCUCAGGAGCAAGUGGGAUCAACUCCAGAAAACGCUGUCGGAGCACAUGGUGCCCAGUGUGGUCCAGCAGAGCCAGCGUGAGCUUCUGUCUCCAGACACCAGCAGGAUGGUGACGCAGCUGGAGAGCCGCAUAAAGGAGUUAAAGAGCUGGCUGAGAGAAACCGAGCUCUUCAUCUUCAAUCUCAAUCUCAGACCAGACAACGCUCAACAAUGUGAGAGCAGCGCGCAGGACACAACAGAAGAGCCGCAACACGAGCCACAGACCAGCAAACAACUGCAGCACUUCAAGGCUCUGUGUGUGGAGGUGCGGGGUAGACGGAGGGGCAUCUCCUCAAUUCUGCGGCUCUGUCAGCGGCUGCUGGACGGGCCUGAACAUCAGAGCUCAGAGUCUAAGCGUCAGUCUCUACAGCUCCUGCAGGUCAACCUGGAGAGACGCUGGGAGGCCAUCAUCAUGCAGACGCUUCAGUGGCAGAGUCGACUCAAACGCUCACUCGGCAGAGACCAGGUCCCUGGGAACCUCAUUGAGCCUUCGCUCAUGGACCUCCAUGGCCUGACAGAAGACUCUUGGGAGUGGGACGAGAUGGACAUGACCAUCAAUAUGGAGACGCAGAACUGUGAAGAUGAGGAAACUCCUGGAUCUAAAUCACACCUUAAUUCCCCAAAGGAGCCUUCGAGUCUCACUGAGUCAUGCCCAACUGACACACAGUGCGCUCCAUCUUCCCAUGUUUAUCAGGUGUACAGUCUGCAUAACGUAGAACUCUAUCAACAACCCCAAUAUAAUCACAAAUCAUCUCCAGCCAAAGCGCAGCAAUCACUGCUCAAGAGAGUGAGCAUGGAUUCAUCCUUCUCCUCGGCUGAAUCUCUACCUGAUAUCCUGGGAGACCUGCUGAGAGGGAAACAGAGGCUGCUAUCAGAUUCAGCCAGGAGAUCAGAAAGCGAAAGUGGGAUAGUAAGUGAAGGGGACACAGAGACCUUGGGUAACUCUGAAAUUUGCCUGCUGUGCCAGAGCGAUGAUUUAAAAGUUUGCGUUACCCUCACUCCUCCUAUCAGAGAAGAUUCACAUAAUAGAGACAGAGUCUCAGAUGAGGACAUAGACAGAGUUUUGGAGCGUGCCAACAAGUGCGCUGAAUAUGGUGACAGUCUUACCAUUGUGAAGAGAGACCAGCGAUGCCAUGGCACGAGAAAGAAGAGAGAUGAUUGUGGAGAAAGCAGAAAGAAACAUCGCAAGGAGCCUGUGAAGAUCCUUGCCAAAGGCCUCGGGCUAUGCCAAGAGUCUGGCGAUGAAAAUCCCAGCAUGAGUGGAGAUGAUGAGAGAGUGACUACACACCGAAAGCUCCAAAAGGAGUUUGCACAGCUCUCCCAGGGGUCUUCCCUAGACUCCCUUUAUGCAGUGGGAGAACUGUUCCCAACAAGCAAAGAGACACUCACUCGUAGCACUUCCCUAGAAAGUUGGCUUGCUCCGUGUAAGAGUGCAGAGGACGGGGGAAGUAAGGAAAGUCUGAGGGACAUCGGAUCGACUGUGGAGCCCACUGGGGAACUCAGCAGAAGAACUCUAGAGCUUCUGAAACGCCUUGAGAACAUCCAAAGCCCACUCGCUCUGAAGAUGACGCGCAGUGUGUCUGACGUAACGCUCCAGAGCAGCUCACUGUGGCGUGGGUCACGCUCGGCUGGCGCUCCCUCCUCCAUUAACGAGAGCUCGGCAGCCUCCCUGACAGAGCUGAGCAGCACUGAAGACUCCUCGGUGGCAUCCGAAGACUUAGCCGUGCAAAUGAACCGCUGCAUAGCUGCUGAAUCCAAUGCUUCCUUCCGAAAACAUUGCCACAGCCAGCAACAAGCGGAUGAGACAGAUGCUAGUAUCAGUAUGGUUGUUAACAUUUCAUGCACAUCAGCCUGCACCGACGAUGAAGAAGACAGCGAUCUUCUCUCCAGCUCCACUUUGACUCUCACCGAAGAGGAGCUUGGUAUUAAAGAUGAUGACUCUAGUGUAACCUCAGAGGAAGAGUACAUCGAAGGCUCCUUCGCUCUUGGGUUGGAUUACAUAAAGGGUGAGUUUCAAAGCUGGAUGAAGCCUCGAUCUCAGAUUAGAGAGAAAAACGAGGCAGAUCUGGUGGAUGAACUGCAGUGUGGCACCCUGUCUAGAGACAUCCUGUCACCUAUUAAGACUGCCAGCGAUCGGCAGUUUCUCAGCAGAUCUGCAUUGAGGCUCCUGGAAGCCAACACUAAUGCUAAAAACGAGAGUCUCAAGCACCGGGAGGUGGAUGGGAACCGCCGGGAUGCCACCAGGAACUAUAUCAGCUGCUUUGUGGAUGAUAUGGAAAACGGCAAUGUCGAGAGCUCUCACAUCAAAGCCAAAGACGAAGAUGAUGAGCUGCUGAGGGAGGAGGGAAGUCUGCUAACCAAGAAAGGGGAGCCAUUUAAAGCCUCCUACGGGGUGGAUGCUACCACGGGCAUCAAAAGCAAUAUGCUGACCACCACCUCUCCAUCCUCAUGUGAACAGUUGAGCUUGGGCUCCCUGGAAGGGCAGUUAAAAGGCGAGCUGCCUUGUCACAAUUCUCGCCGUCCCUCCCCUUCACUGUCUCCAAUAGAUGAUUGCUCGGGGUUAGCAGCACACACUCUCAGCCGACAGAAGCAGCUUGCCGCAUUUCUGAACGACGUCCACGAAAACCAUCAGGAAGGCUCUUCAGAUUGCUGCAGUCACCCCUCUUUUAUGUCCAAAGAAGCCAGGAGUGAAAACGUUCAUGACUUUGUGAUGGAGAUCAUCGACCUGACAUCUGUGGCCCGGAAAACCAAAGAGGAGCCGACUGAGGUUUGCAGCCCAACGUCUGUAUCUCAGAUAAAAGAGAAGGUCCUCGAGCACUCCCAUCGGCUUAUUCAUUUGAGAAAGGGCGACUUUUACUCAUAUCUCUCGCUGUCUUCACAUGACAGCGAUUGCGGAGAGGUCAGCACAUGCACCGAGGACAAGAGCAGCACCCCGAUCCUUUCCUGUAGCCCAGAUAUCCGUGACGAAGAGCCGCUGUUUGAGGCCUGUACGGAAGAAGUGUACCUAGGCCCUCCUCUCUGUUACAGCAUGUCCAUUAGCAAACGGCCCACGAGACAUGGCGCCAAACUAAUAGAGCCCCUCGCUCUCCUAAAACCUUCAUCGGGCUGCGAUGAAUACCAAAAAGCACAUGGUGUUUCUGAAGCAAGUGUAGCUGGUAGCCAGUCAGAGUGCCAUAAUGAGGCGCCUUAUCUUAAUCCUUUACCAUGUGAAACCCCGAUAGAUACUGUUGAAUGUUUUGCAGAUACUAAAAUGCUUGAAUCCAAUAUUUCCCCUGUAAUGACUAAGAUAAGAGUCUCUUGCUCCACUACAAAUCCUUUAAAAGAGGAUGGCAGCCUUUAUAUUAAUCCCAAAAUUAACUGUCCGCUGAUAAGGAAGACUGAUAGCGAUGAAAGGGCUCCUGCUUCACAGUUGAUGAAACAGAAGAAUGUCGGGAAAGGGCGCCGCUCUCUGCUGGAAGCCAGGUCGACUCAUAAACAGCUGCCGAGGUCAGAGAGCAGCAGUGGUGUUGCGCAGGGCUGCAGGGCUCAGAUCAGUGGUGCACAGACUGAUAGCUCAUCUGCAGGAACAACUAGAGUCAGCAGCAGGCCUCAGGUCAAGAGAUUGUCCGGAAGUGUGACCUCCUCUGUGAGUAAACCCUGACUGAUGGACUGAAGGCUGUCUGAGGCAUUUUUUGUUGGAUGGUCUGGAGAGUUCCUGCAUGGUCUGACACUUAACACAUCUAAACUCCUUCAUCCUCUUCCUCCAAGCUGCUCUACUAUUUACCCAAACCCUUUACUCUCCUGGUGACCAGAACUCAAACACUGUAAACCUCCCUCAGCAGUCUUCCAUCUUUCCUAUAAUCCUCUUCUGUCAGAUCCUGAUGAGCGAAUCAGUAAUGUGCUCCUGAUCGGCACGUAAAAAGCUUCACGUUUUGGUUUUUUCACGUAGCGCCACAAUUUCUAUGCAACACGACGGUUGUGUGGCAUGUGAUUUUAUGGCUGUUUGAUGCGAUUACUGUUUUUUUUUACUCCCUGAAAAACAAAGAAAUGUAUCAACAUUUUGUGCCUUGCAGUUACUGUGUGUGCGGUGCGAAAGCAGACAUGCGGCAAGGCUGAGAUCGACUGUAAAUAUGUAAACUGUACGUUAAGACCCUGAUGUAUAAUGAUGUCAUAAUACUUCAUGUUACCGUGUUACUGUUUGUGUUUCGUGACGUGGAUUAAUAGCUACUGUUAGACUGCAUGGGGAAGUAUGUACAAGGACAACUUCCAUAAAUAAACACAAUUUAUUGAAUUUA